Molecule: messenger RNA, 2505 nt
Organism: Didymosphaeria variabile
Lineage: Eukaryota; Fungi; Ascomycota; Dothideomycetes; Pleosporales; Didymosphaeriaceae
Exons: 2
Coding region: 1-2505 (834 amino acids)
Source: RefSeq, a predicted model, not a curated record
AUGAAAGCCCUAGACUUCAUGGAAGCCGUCACGGCUCUCUGCGCUCUUUGUCUGACAUCUGCUACGCCCAUAGCCGCACAAGAACAUGCUUUUCAUCCUAGAAUCGCGGCUCCGGCUGAUGCUGCGACAAGGAUGCGUGUGCAGUUCUACUCUCCAACUGCUCGAGAUCUGCCAGACUCUGAUUGGUCAAGGUGGCCGGUAUCCGCCUGGGGCUCGACAACCAUUAAUAACAUCACAUUCGAGCUGGAGUCUAGCACUACAUUGAAGGGCGGAGAGUACAAACAACAAUACCGCCGGCCUCUUCCGUCCAUCGGCGAACGCCUUGUCAAUCAAGGCAUAACUACCGAGACUGGUAAUGGUACCAAUAGUGAGAUCACACUUACGAUUACUGGACUUCCAGCUGGUAGUCACACUUUGACUACCUGGCAUAACACCUGGGAGGGCAUCGCUAGUCCAGCCAUACUUUCCAUCACAGCAGCUGGGAAAAGUGUGGCAAGUGGAAUCAAUCAGACAUCACGGGUGGACAAUAUAUAUGAGUCUGGCAACUCUUAUAUCAAAUUCAACGUUGCAUCUUCAACAACUGCAGUAGCCAUUGUGUACACACCUAGCGGUGGAGAUGGUCGCGUCUUCCUCAACGGCAUCGAGAUCGAUGGUCCCUCACUUGUGCAGCAAAUCAGUUUCCCCAGCCCGGCGAAUAAAGACGAGUGGAACGACUUCGAAGGCACAUCUUCACUAGCUGCCUCAUGGCGUGCACCAUCUGGAGAGUUAGCCCCGUCAUACAACGUGUACGUUGGAACCAAGCCUACAAGUCUCGAAAGUGUCGCCACUGGAAUUGAUACCACAAGUACAACGCUCACUGGUCUGAACACUAUGGAUACUUUCUAUUGGCGCGUUGAUGUUGUUGCGGGCAAUUCUACAUAUAUCGGACGUGUGUACAUGUUCCGUGGUCGGCAGCUUGCGUUUCCAGGAGCCGAAGGUUGGGGACGGUUCGCACGUGGCGGACGAGGUGGACAGGUCGUCAAGGUCACGAGUUUGGCUGACAGCACAGACGAGGGUACGCUUCGUUAUGCCCUCACUGUCGCUACAGGCCCUCGUAUCGUUAUCUUUGACGUUGCCGGUGUCAUUACCACGACAUCGCGUAUGACUAUAAACAGCCAGUAUAUCACUGUCGCGGCUCAAACAGCUCCUGGAAAAGGAAUCGUUGUUCAAGGCUAUCCCGUAGGCUUGAGUGGUGGCACGGAUGUGAUCAUUCGUCAUAUGCGGGUUCGCCCAGGCAAAAUCUCAGGAGAGACUAUCGAUGGUAUGGGAAUGCAGGGAUCCAACCACUGCAUCUUCGAUCGCUGCUCCAUCAGCUGGACCAUCGACGAGUCUUUCUCGUCUCGUUCUGCCAACAACAUCACACUUCAGCGCACCAUGAUCUCAGAACCACUCAAUGACGCAGGCCACAAAAACUAUCCAGCGGGCACUCAGCACGGAUACGCCGCUAGCAUUGGUGGCAAUGUGGGAUCUUUCCAUCACAAUCUUAUCGCUCACGCGGAAGGCCGCAGUUGGUCUAUGGCAGGCGGGCUGAACGACAGUGCCUUCUUUGCCGGAAAGCUUGAUAUCCGAAACAACGUUGUUUACAACUUCGGUGACAGGACUACAGAUGGUGGUGCAAACCAGGCCAACUUCGUUAACAACUAUUACAAGCCUGGCCCCAACAGUACGCGAACUUAUGACCUCAAUGCUCAGUAUGAGGAUGCCGCCAAUGGCGUACAGCAAUACUAUUGCGCUGGAAACUCCAUGGUCGGCAAAUUCGACCAGAAUUCAACGCAAGUCGUCGACGACGGAACUGGAAAGACUUCGGACGUAGCUUGCACAGCUACUGUUACGAAUGGUGGCGUGUCAUAUCAGAAGUUCUUUAGCUCACCGUUCUUCGAGUCACACGUCGAGACCCAAUCCUCGACCGAAGCGUACAAACGCGUCGUAUCCGACACUGGCGUCCGUGCGCCUGUAAUGGAUGACCACGACAAGCGCAUUGUGAACGAGACCGUCGCUGGCACGCAGACGUACAAGGGGUCCAAAACCGGCAAAGCGGGAAUCAUCGACGACCCCGCCGAUGUGGGUGGUUUGGAGACUUUCCCCACUGUAACACGUGCUUCGUCCUGGGAUGCUGACAACGACGGUAUCGCGGACUGGUGGGAUGGCAGCACGGGUGGGGAGGGCUACACGGCUAUUGAGGGGUACGUUAAUUUCAUGGCUGAACCGCAUGCUUUCGUUAGCCCCGGCAAGAGCGUGACGAUGGAUCUUAUCGCAUUGCUGGCUGCUGGAUUCAAGAGCCCGACGUUUGCGGUUAGUGGAAGUACGAAGGGAAAGGUAGCGGUCAGUGGAGGCAGCGCGACAUAUACAGCAAGCUCCGCGGCUGGAAUUGAUUAUAUCGAUGUGGCCAUCGAGGACAGCGAGGGAAGCACUUGGACGCGAAAGGUUGGCAUUGCUAUUUUUGCAGGAGCGGAGAGCACACAGUAA